AUGCAGGUAGCAUUGCCUGAGCAUAGGGAAGACCCCAGGGUAGCUACGUUGAUCCAAGAGAAUGCUCGCCUGAAGGCCGAGCUUCAACAGAUGAGGGCUGACUUUGAGUCGUUCCGCAAAUCUUACUCCUCGCAGGGCGAGAGACAGCAGAUGCCCCCGCCAGGGGAGGCACAGGCGCGCUCGGGUAAACGUAGGGCCUCGCCCCCGCAAGGGGAGUGGGACUCUAUGGAGACUGAGUCCGACACCAAGCUUGAAAUAGCCAUGAAAUACUCAAUCCGACGACACCUCAACGCGACCAAAGUACCGCUUUCCAAUCAAACAUCGUGGGAGAAAGCAGCUGGGCUUUACCAGGCCUGCAUGUCUUUCGCGGUAUCCUCGAGGAACGAGACCACAGAUCUCGCGGCAUGGAUGAUAUCCCUGAACCUGGAUUUCACCAACGAGACAAGAUUGGCGACAGUCAACCCAGUUGAAAUGAUCGUGCGAUGCUCACUCGAUCUGGGAGUCCCGGCUUUAUUCUCCAUUGUUCUACACGAGAACUUCUUCUUUUCGAAGAAGAGAGCGAUAAAGAUUGAGUACAGCACAGCAGAAAAAAAGUGGCUAGAGAAGAACCUCCUGAUUCCGGAAAGUGAAAUCACGCUUGAUUACGCCCUGUUGCUCCGCUGGUAUGGCGUCAACCGCCCUGCUGACUAUCAGCUGGCUUUGAAAAUAUAUGGAUAUGAGAAAGAGCUUAUAGAUAUAGAGAAGACAAAAAUUGCACGUGAUGACAAGCCCCAGCUCAUGGACAUCCGUAGGCUCGGUGUGUACACAACGCCACAUGUGAAUGCAGAGCAAUGGGGCGAAUUUUUUGCCAAGUACACCAACAACACCUAUCAGGGAGUGGACUCAGUCUUCCUUCAAACGCACGUGAUCAACAUGCUUGAGAUGCUGCUCGAGGACAAGUCCGUGGGCGAGAAAGGACUGCGACAUCUGGUGGCCUGGAGCGUCUACACGCAGCUGGUGGAUUACACGAAGCCAUGGUCCCUGGUUGGCCACAAAAAAGCGAGCGAUGCGUGCUACGAACACGUCGGAAGGGCGAUGAAGUUGGCUUUGGUCAGCCCCUACUUGCAGUCGAGUGCGUUUACCACCUUGCUCACUGCACUUAGAUUGAGAGAAUUGUAA
Messenger RNA from Dermacentor silvarum, 1158 nucleotides. RefSeq lists its product as uncharacterized. The coding region runs from base 1 to 1158 and encodes 385 amino acids. The transcript is spliced from 6 exons. The record is from RefSeq and is a predicted model, not a curated record. NCBI's taxonomy places the organism in Eukaryota, Metazoa, Arthropoda, Arachnida, Ixodida, Ixodidae.